Messenger RNA from Owenia fusiformis, 972 nucleotides. NCBI's taxonomy places the organism in Eukaryota, Metazoa, Annelida, Polychaeta, Sabellida, Oweniidae. The record is from the annotation of a GenBank genome assembly.
AUUUUGAAUAAACAUCGGGCAUUAAAACUUAUGCAACAGUCCGAUCAAAGUUUACUCUUAACUUGUUAAUGUGAAGAAGCAUUGGAUUGGGCGGCAUUUUUUUAAUGUGGUUCGGUGGAAAAUUCAAUUAAAACUGUGGCGAUACAUUGGUCUAACAGCAAUAAUCCUUGGCAUCGUUCCUGAAGGAGAGCCCUCUACCCGUGAAAACUUGAAGAACACCCAUUAGCAUUGCUCCUGAGUAGUGAAAUGGCGCAGCAGUCGAUGAUAUUUAAAAGGUUCUCCGAGAUCCAAGUGGACGUUGAUGGUGGAAUACCAGUUCUUCCUUUCUUAGAUGCCUGCUCGGCAAUCCUACCUUUCUUUGAUGUACUCGGUACAACCGCUUUUGCACCCAUGAAGUCGGAUAUUUCAGGUAAUAUUCAGAAAAUACGAGCAAAGUUUUUGUCCUCAGAAGGGGUAUACAGGACUUUGCAGGAUAUGGUGCAAAAAGAGAUUUUAAACAAAAGUACGCAGGCCAAAAACUCAAUUACCGAAGCCUUGCUGUGGUUGAAAAGGGCUGUUGGAUUUCACCGUGAAUUUCUUCGUGAAUUCUUAACUGGCGAGGAGGACCUCGUUAAAGUGUCUAAAAAAGCAUACGAACUUACACUCAAAACGUACCAUGGAUGGAUGGUCCAAGGAAUAUUUUCGUUGGCCAUGAAGGCUGUACCACACAGAGACAACUUCAUAAAGAGGCUAACGUCUGCGGAAUAUGGCACGCCAAAUGUCAAAGAAGAACAACUAUUGAGUGAUGUAAAGAGCUAUGUAGAGGACAUUACACGAAUAACGGAUAUUUUACAAACAUAUUAUCUAGAGAAAAAUUUGGACAACGAUACCAAGGUGUAGUCUUGGCAAAACAUCUAAUAUGACAAUGCGUUCACUGGCGUAGGUCUUUCGCAUAACGUUACUACUUAAGAUGUCCCUCGGCGUUUAUAGUAA